Molecule: messenger RNA, 1005 nt
Organism: Caenorhabditis elegans
Lineage: Eukaryota; Metazoa; Nematoda; Chromadorea; Rhabditida; Rhabditidae
Gene: str-151
Product: Serpentine receptor class r-10
Exons: 8
Coding region: 1-1005 (334 amino acids)
Biological process (GO): detection of chemical stimulus involved in sensory perception of smell
Cellular component (GO): ciliary membrane
Source: RefSeq, marked reviewed
AUGCCUCUUUGGCUCCACGUAAUCCAACAUGCUGGUUUCUUUUUCGCUCAGAUCACUAAUGGAAUAUUAGUAUAUUUGAUCGCAACAAAAGCUCAAAAACUAUUUGGAACAUAUCGUCAUCUAAUGUGUGCUUUUGCGGUCUUCUCCCUAAUUUAUGCCUGGGUCGAAGUGUUCACUCAACCGGUUAUGCACAUAAAAGGUCCAGUGUUCAUAGUCUUCAUGGAUAGCCCUUUGAAAUAUCAAGCAGGAAUUGGAAAUUUUGUUACAUGCCUCUAUUGCGGAUCGUUUGCUCUUGUGAUCUCACUUCUUGCGGCUCAAUUUUCCUACAGAUUUAUUGUCGUUUGCAGACCAGAGUUUUUGCCAAAACUCGAUGGGUUCAAGCUAGUUAUAAUAUUCAUUCCAUGCAUGUUUUUCUUCAUUCUCUGGUUUGAACUGGUUUAUUGGGGUAUGGCAAAUACCAAGGAGAAACAGGAAUAUAUGAGAGAAGAACUGGAAACAUUUUACGAAGAAGAUUCGAGAAAAGUUUGUUUUAUUGCGCCAAUGUAUUGGUCGAUUGGGAAAAAUGGAGAGAAAAUUUGGAAUUUUUUUGAGAUUGGGCUAGCAUUUGGAUGUGUGAUGAUAAUUGUUGUCUGCUUCACGACAAUUCUAUUCUGCUCAAUAAACAUUUAUUAUUUCAUGACAAGCAUCCAGUGUCAUAUGAGCAAAAGAACAUUGGAACUCAAUCACCAACUUUUCGUCACCCUCAGCUUUCAGACUCUUUUACCAUUUGUCAUGAUGUACAGUCCUGUCGGAUUGUUGUUUUGCCUUCCACUAUUUGAAGUUUACGGGGGCGAUAUUGCAAAUUACGUGGGCGCCACUUUAGCUCUCUACCCGGCUUUGGAGCCACUGAUUGCGAUUUUCACUAUCAAUGAGUUCAGAAGGACAUUCAUGAAUCUUCACCGAAAGAAAGUGCAAACAACAGUGACAGUUCCUACCUUGACACCAACAAUGGGAGUUGUUGAUUGA